AUGACAAAAGCCGAAUCUGGAAAUGAUAAAGUUACUUUUAAAUUCAAGAUUCCUGCAAAGUUAGCGCAGGAACAGAGAUCUAUAUAUACUCCACCAUUUGCCACUACACCCGAUAUGUUUUGGCAGUUGAAAUUUCACCCGGAAAGUAAAGAACAUAAAGAUUAUUGUGCAUUAUGGUUAAUUGCUUUGCCUAAUCCACAAGAAAAAUAUUCGGCAGAUUUAUGGUCAACUCGUGCAGAAUAUUCAAUCUCCUGUAUGGGAUUACCACAAGAGGGAGAAAUAACAAUUGGUGUGAGAUUUAAUAAAGUUCAAUUUUCAUCUGAACGUGUUUCAACUCCACUUCCAUUGUCACAAUUCCCUUCAGAAUUAAGUAAAGCCUGGAAAGCUGAAUUAAAUCAACCUGAAAUAUCUGAUGUUCAAUUCAAUUUUUCAAGUUGUGAUGGAACGGAAUGUUCCACAUUAUAUGCAAGAAGUUCAAUACUUUCUGAACGAUCAAUAUAUUUCAAAUCAAUGUUUCAACAAGGAAAAUGGUCAGAAUCUAAGAAAAUUAAUAAGAAUGGUUCAAUGGGAUCAUCAAUAGGUAGAUUACUUUCAAAGAAAUCAUGGAAUGAUUGGUCAUUGGGAAAGUUUAGAAAAGUUGAAGAUUUAUUGGAAGUUUACAAAAAAUUAAAAUAUCCAAAUAUUUAUAAUACUAAAACUUCUGAUGCGUUAGUUUCUAAAGAACCAUUAACGCCAAUGAAAUCAAAAUCAGAAGAAUUUCAUCAUUCAACAAAAAAUUCUCAAGAAUCUUCUUUAGAAACCUCAUUAACAAAUUUACCAAAUUUAACUUCAAAAACUUCAUCAUCAUUACAAAAUAUACAAAAUAAUAUAAAAAUUAAUAACGAUAUUUUAGAAUUAUCAUCUUUACCAAAAAAUAUAGUUCAAACGACUCCUCUUGAUCUUAAUGUACCCAAAAAAUAUAUUGUUACCGUAACGGAUUGUCAUCAAGAAACAUUCAAAGCAAUGUUACGAUUCCUUUACACUAAUCAGAUUGAUUUUUAUCCAUCAUCAUCACAUCGUAGACCAAUUGAUAUUUUCAUAAUAGCCGAUAAAUAUUUGAUAACAGAUCUAAGGGAUAGAGCUAAAACUAAAAUUCUCAAAGAUUUAACACCUGAAAGUGCGAUCGAAAUGUUAUUUAGUUUUGACAAAUGGUUAUGGGAAGAUUUGAAAGAAGUUAUAAUGACAUAUGUGAUUAGAAAAUUUGAUGAUGUUAAAGAAACCGAAAUCUUUAAAGAACUUUUCACCAAGUUUGAAGUUUAUGAAAAGGAAAAUAAUGAGGAUAAAGAAAUUAAAGAUGACAAUAACGAAAGAUUUGAGACGGAUAAUAAUGAAGAAACUGAAUCUUGUGAAUAUGAUGAAGUAACAUUAUAUAAAUUAGAAUUAUUUAAAGAAUUAAUUGAAAGAGGUGAAAAAGGAAACAAUAAAACGAGUGAGACCAAAAAGAACGAUGAUAAUAAAUAG
Molecule: messenger RNA, 1500 nt
Organism: Diversispora eburnea
Lineage: Eukaryota; Fungi; Glomeromycota; Glomeromycetes; Diversisporales; Diversisporaceae
Source: the annotation of a GenBank genome assembly